AUGGGAAACUUGAAUAGUCAACCAACAAGACACACACCAGUCAGUAUUUUCUAUCUGGCAUGUCGCUCUGGUGAUAUUGAUAUGGUAAAACGAAUGUUAACAACAAUGAAAUUGAAAGAAAUAAAUCGUUUAGAGUCCAAUGGAAGUACAGCAUUACAUGUUGCUGUUUGGUAUGGUCAUCUUGAAAUUGUUGAAUUGCUUCUUAAACAUGGAUGCUCGACUACAACCAUUAAUAAAUAUGGGAAAACUGCAGUGGAAGAAUGUCGUGAUGAACGAAUUCGUCAGGUAUUACAAUCAUCUCUAGUGAUUUGUGAUAAUAAUGAACGAAGAAAUAAUCAAGUAUGUCAAUUAAAGUGGUGGCAAAUUUAUGAAAAUAUUAAUAACGAAGACAAAUCCGUUCUAGCCACAAAGAUAAUGAAGUUACGUCUCACUACGUAUUUAAUCAAUCAGUUUAAAACGAAUGAAGCUAGUCGAACAGAUCACAUAAAAAAGAUCGUUUUUCAAACUUACGAUACAAAUUAUUGGGGACGUGAUUCAGCAGUAUUAUCUAUUCUUGAAAAAUUUGAAAAAACCGAUGAUCUGAAGUAUUUAAUUAUUCUUCUAUCAAAGCUGACUCCUUUCUUUAAGUAUAUUUAUCAUAAAGAAGAUGAAAUGUUUGUUAUGGAACUACUCAUCGGUUUAUCCGAGUUCAAGCAUAGUUUUUUCGUCGGACGUGCUUAUCGAGGAGAAAUUCUAACUACGACUGAACUGGAUUUUUAUCUUUGGACAUACCAUCAUCGAGCAAGCUUUAUUGAAAUGCGCAGAAUUAAGUGUGCAAGUAAAUCUCGUUCAGUCGCAGAACGGUAUAGUACGCGCUCUAAUCUUUAUGAAGAUAAAAUCAGUACACUUUUUAUUAUUUAUUUCAAUGAACCGUGUGAAACAACAAUAGAUAACAGUGAGUUUUCCGGAUUCCCUGAUGCACAAGAGAUUUUCAUUAUACCUGGUACAUUUUUUGAAGUAACAUCCGUUAAAAAACCGUCAACUACUAAUGGUUCGUCUAAUAUGGCCAUUAUCGAACUGAAAAAUAUAUCUGUAUCACGUGAUAUUUUGCUGAAAUCGAUAAAUGAACUUAAAAAAGCCUCUACGAGAACACCAGUCAUAACUUCGAUGUAUGAAGCACUCGCUAAAAUUUAA
Molecule: messenger RNA, 1173 nt
Organism: Rotaria sp. Silwood1
Lineage: Eukaryota; Metazoa; Rotifera; Eurotatoria; Philodinida; Philodinidae
Source: the annotation of a GenBank genome assembly